Messenger RNA from Mercenaria mercenaria, 1910 nucleotides. RefSeq lists its product as uncharacterized. The coding region runs from base 79 to 1362 and encodes 427 amino acids. NCBI's taxonomy places the organism in Eukaryota, Metazoa, Mollusca, Bivalvia, Venerida, Veneridae. The transcript is spliced from 2 exons. The record is from RefSeq and is a predicted model, not a curated record.
GGCAAGCUAAGAUAGCCUUGAAGCAAGAUAACACUUUUGGUAACUGACCGCGUUUGUUUCAAGGUUUGCGUCACAGGAAUGGAUGACUUGUACCAUUUAAUGGACCAGAAACAUUUAUUUAUCGACUACAGUCAGUCGGAGAUCAAAGACAUCACCAAGGCAGUAAGGGUGUUACUCACAAGAGUGAUAAGCUGCUUCAACGCUAGAAAUGAUAAGUAUUUCAUCACUGGUUUCGUUCCGGGUGGAAGCAUGGUGGAAAGGGCAAGGAUAUGGGAAAACCAGGCAUAUCCGAUGAUAGAGUUUGAUUUUCUUGUUUUGUUGCAAUAUCGGUACGAGACGCAGCACGUUGGUUAUGGAUGUCCUGGGCACUUGAAAAUCUUGAAUUUCCAAACAAACAAAGGGUCUGAUGGCCGUUACCAAAUGAGAGAAGAGGAUCUGACGCCUGGUGAUGUUGUAAAGGACCAUUAUAGAACGUUACUCAAGAUUCUGGCAGAUGCGUGUAAAAGAUGCGACGGCGGCCAUAUUUGUUGUGUGAAAAAGGAGGCGUAUAUGCCCUGUACAUGUUUAAAGGUAGACACCGAAUCAGGCUGGCUGGAACUUGUUGGUCUAGAUAACGAAUCAAAAGGGUAUUUGAAACCCAUUGUAAUGAAGUGGAACAGUAAAGUAAAAACCUUGAUAAAACCAGACAUAUCAAAACAAAUUGAUAUUAAUGAAACAAGUCCGAGCGAGGUUACGAUCAUGGCGGACUUCAUUCCAGGAUUCAAGUUCAGCCGCUUGAAAAUUCCGGAAGUCUUCGGUUAUAACUUUCCACAUUUUCCGAAAAACAUUGAAAAACCUGACCACUUCUAUCUAGUGCCGAAGCACUGCAGUAAAAACCAUUCCACUUGCUGGCGAAUAUCCUACUGCGCAACGGAAGUGAAAUCCAUGGUGUCUACUUCACAGAAGCACCGCGAUGCUUACAAAAUGAUUAAGGUUUUCAAAAACUAUGCUUUAGACAAUACAAUUUUGUCCACUUACUGUAUGAAGUCAGUUGUAUUGCGCCAUAUUGACAACUGUGAGCACGUGGACCACUUAAUGGAGCCGUGUUUGAUUGAAAUGCUCGAGUAUACAAGAACAUGUUUUAAGCAGAAGGCUUUGCCUCAUUUUGUCUUAGGGCACAAUUUGUUGGAGGGAAAGGUCUACUUUAAGAACGGAAAACAAGAGAAAAUAUUUCUAAAUAAAUUUAAAACAUUGAUUCGGUUACUGAAGACGGAUAAGUUCGCUUCGCUCCUCCAAGACAGUGCAGUUAAAGACAAUUCGGCGAAAAUAAAAUCUGCGCUGCUUCAAAUAGCAGACUUGCUGACGGACCAUAGAAAAUAUUAGCAUACAGGUUAAGGUUUCAAAAAUCUUACUUUAAUUUUGUCAUUUCAUAUUCUCCGCAAGUUUUAAAUGUGAUCUAUAGAGCCCAAACUUGAUCAUUAUUUUUUUCGAAACCCUCUGAAAUGUAAAUACAAAUGUAGAUCUGUUGUACAGUGCAAUUUUUGCUAUGACUUAAACAAACACGUUUGAUGUUUUCAUAGUACAUGUAUAUUUCGGCUGCAAAGCUGCAAGUGUAUAUUGUGCUUUUUUUAUGAAGUCAAUAUUAGGAUUUAUCGCUAUCGAGGUCGGCCCAAGGGUGCUAUCAUUUUUCCCAGGUCGAUAAAUUCUAAUACUGACUGAACCUAAAAGGGAACAAGUUUAUAUUAAUAAAUCAUACAAGUCGAAAGCUACUUGAGAAAGAAGCAGUUCAUAUUCAAACACAAUGUUGGAAAAUCGACCGAGUCCCUUUCAUAUGGUAUCUCAAUGCUGGGCUUGCAGUUUGUCGCCGGCGGCAAGAUGUAUGCACUACUGAUAUCAAUUUCGAGUAACAAUCUUAUAACUAUUUGAUCAAU